CUAUCCAUAGCCUCUGAAGCCAGCUCACUCACACUUCAGGAGAUGGUCACGGUGAUGGUCAUGUGAUGUGAUGUACUUCACCGGUGAUGUGCGGUGUGACUGAGGCAACCGCGUACCUGCAUCUCGGCAUGACAGCAGCUACACCAGUGCUGUUUGCGCGACAUGAAUACGAUCUUUGUGAAACCAGCGCUGUGAUCCCGAGUGUUUUCCCCGAAAGACGGUCAGCAUCUCAAGAAGUCGAUCAGUAUUGGCGAACUGCGUGCCGGUGGCGAGCACGCACUCAAAACUUUGGUGAGGGAGGUUGUCCCGAUGGAGCCACAGCUCAUCACAGACGGCAUCUCGGUGCAAAGAAGCUGUACAGUGACCGAUCUCAGCAGACAAAGAGCUAACCCCGCUUCAUGUGACUGUAGCCUCAGGCACCCUCGUGUACCUCGCAAGGCUGAAUGCUUGGAGGUGUGGCUUUGCAUUGCAGCGGUGUGAAUAUCUGAGUACAUCCCUCACACAUCUGGUCCCGGCUCUUGC
Messenger RNA from Neohortaea acidophila, 522 nucleotides. RefSeq lists its product as uncharacterized. The transcript has a single exon. The record is from RefSeq and is a predicted model, not a curated record. Lineage: Eukaryota; Fungi; Ascomycota; Dothideomycetes; Mycosphaerellales; Teratosphaeriaceae. The coding region runs from base 87 to 389 and encodes 100 amino acids.